This is a messenger RNA of Dovyalis caffra, 639 nucleotides long. The record is from the annotation of a GenBank genome assembly. NCBI's taxonomy places the organism in Eukaryota, Viridiplantae, Streptophyta, Magnoliopsida, Malpighiales, Salicaceae.
AUGAUUGGAUGGUUUUUCUCUCGAUCCUGUCAAUCGGUGGCAAAAGCUAGACUAACUAUUGGAGGGGCAAAGUUAGAAAAGUCAGGAGGCUUUAAGAAUAUCAUGGCAUACGUUUCCUUUCAAGUUGCAGAUGCAUUAGAGCAGCCAUUUUCAGAUGGGCAGUUUGAUCUGGUUUUGUCAGUGGAGUGUGGAGAGUAUAUUCCUGACAAAAGAAAGUUUGCUGCUGAGUUGGCUAGAGUUGCAGCCCCAGGGGGCACAAUUGUCAUACUAUCAUUUUGUCACAGGGAUCUUGGCCCUUCUGAAGAAUCUCUGCAGCCAUGGGAGCUGAAGCGUCUUAAAAAGAUAUAUGAUGCUUUCCAAAUUCAGGGAUAUUGUUCUGCUGCUGAUUAUGUCAACUUUUUCGAGUCCCUCUCUCUUCAAGAUAUUAAGACAGCAGAUUGGUCUCAAUAUGUUGCCCCAUUUUUUCCUUUAUUCAUUCGCUCGGCAUUGACAUGGAAGGGCCUGUCAUCUCUGCUGCCAUCUCUGCUGCGCGGUGGUAUGAAAACCCUCGGAGUAGCAUUGGUGGCGCCAUUGGUACAUGACGCCGCUAAGAAGGGUCUAUCUAAGUAUGCCAUCACUACAUGCAGAAAGCCCGAGUAA